GGCUGCAAUGUUUCUGUCAAAACAAGACUGACGCUGUCUUGAGUGGGAAAGGCAGCUUCCCUGGAAGGGCUGCUGGGACUUACGAGGACCUCAGCUGUCAUCUUCCUUGCCUGUCAGGAAUACCCAGCCAAAAUAUAAUGAGCCGGAAUGCAAUGAGAGGUGUGGAGAAGUAACCGGCAAGUGAGGAGGACCAUGGAAAGGAGCAGCAUCAGACAGGCGGCGGCUGUGUUCCUGCCAGCCCUCUUUGUACCGCUGCUCCUGCAUCUGCUGUCUUUGCGAGGAGCACCACCUCCCAGGCGACUCAUCGUGGGAGUGUUGUCAGCAAGAGAUCAUUUGUCUGAGCGCCAAGUAAUAAGACAGACAUGGGGUUCAGCAUUGCAAGGACUGCCAGACGUAGAGAUGAAAUUUGUACUGGGAGACCAGGAUUGUGCUGUUCCCCCAGCUGAUCGAAUCUCUCCGGAUGGUUGUGAAGUGUGGCACCCGAGGAAGAGAGACUGGGAAAGUUCUAAGCUAAGACAAUUCUUCAAAAGUCAUUAUAGUCAAUACAAGAAAAAUUUUAGAAGUUUGGAUGACUGCUAUAUUGGACUUGGAUUCAGAGUUCUCCAUCCAGUCAUUGUAGAGAAAUUCUUGGUGCACAGAGAAAUUUUGAAGGAGUCAAAUAAUACGGUUGUCAUAUUUAGUGACCCAGAAGAAGUGAUUGAGCAGGUCGUAUUAUCACACAGUGUUUGCCAUGAUGAAGGUGACUUAUGCAGCAUCAAGUUAUCAUCUUUCCUACGCUUGCCUAAAGGAUUUGAGGGUGAGCUGAGGUUGUUCAGCUUGGAAGAGAAGGAAGAGCUAUGUGGAGAGGGAUUGUAUGACUUCAAUGACACAAAAAAAUGGGUUUGUGAUUGGAAUAACAGUUCAGUUUUAGAGUACAAGUUCCUUCGCACAAGAAGGAACACACUAAUACAAUGGCACAAGUCUUCCUGUCCUCUAGUAUCAGCAAAAUAUACUGUUGCAGACAAGUCAGCUCUUAAACAACACAAGGAGACCCAAGCAGAGAGAGCUGAGGAGUGGAAGCAACACUUAGCCGAUCUCCAGCUCAAGUUGGAGGAGGAACAAAACCACCACAGUGAUUUAUUGAUACUCCCACAUCUUGAUGUGUAUAAUAACUUGCCACAUAAAGUAAUGGCUUAUUUAAGCUGGACAGCAUACAAGCAAAACUCUUUCUACUUGAUGAAGGUUGAUGAUGACACCUUUGUGAAUGUGAAUUUGCUAAGUAUGCUCACUGAAGUACAAAGUGAAGAGGACCAAGCGUGGUGGUCACUCUUUCAUUAUCGCCGUUCUGUUCCUGCUUAUGGGAAAUGGGCAGACUUCACCUACCCAUCUCUUACUUACCCAACAUUUCCUGCUGGAUCAGGUUAUGUUAUGACAAAGUCUCUGGUGCAUGCUGUGGUGGAUGCACAACAUCAUUUGGUACCCCAUGGGGGUGAGGAUGUCAGUAUGGGCAUCUGGGUGUCUUCAGUGAGUGCCAGAGCAAGGCAUGUUGAAGUCCCUUGUUGGUUGCCUCAUCUUGACUGCUCAGAAAGUGUUCUUGUUCCUCAGUUAUCAGUCCAACAAAUGGUUGAAGUGUGGCAUAAUCAGACAAAUAUCAUACAAUAACAUAUAUGGAAUAUAAUGCUUCCUUUUGAUUCUAGUCAUUUAUCUUAUACAAAACAACCUAAGAAAAUAUCUAUCAACUUUAUACUGUAAUUAGGGUUCUAUCCAUAUCUGUGGUAUGGUUAACUUCAGCUGGUAGAUGGAAAAUUGAGAGUAGUAAUGUGAUGAGUGAGAACGAAGCAGGCUGGGUGUGAGAGUGAUGAAAGUGAGGAAUUGCAUUGCAAGGCUAGCAUAAUGUAUAGUAAAAAUGAGAGACCAAUUACUUGAUUGAUUCAAAAUUUAAGUGGAGUAACAUUGGUUAUAUGACACCACUACAAAAUAUAAGAAAAAUUAAGAUGGUAGGUUGGGAUAUUGACAUUGAAAAUGAAAUUAUGGCUUGGUAAAAUCAUUAAAAAUCAACAAAAAUGUGAGCACAUGUAUAAAAGGAAGAGGGAUAAAGCUGCAAAAAAAAAUUUGCUAUAAAUAUCCAGUGAGAUAGAGGGGAGAAUGGAAGUAGUGUUAUACUGGGUUGUGCUGAGGAGCUUUAUAGUGUGAGGUGAGGUGUGGUGGUGUGGUGAGGAAAAGAAAGAAAUGAGGAUAUCUAAUGAACAUUUUCUAUUUCUUUUGUGGAAGAACAAGGUUCCAGGAUAGAAAAAGAAUAAUGCUCCUGCCUUCAUAUAUCCCACUGCUAAUAUGCCAGCAGGAAAGCACCAUAAUGAAAAAGAGGUUUUAUGCUGGGAUGGAGUCAGUCUCAGGCACCCAAAAGCAUCCUGCAAAGCUACACUGCAUCUUUAACCUAUCUAUAGUUGUAGUUUCUGCAUCCCUCUUAAAAUAUGAUUUAUCUUGUGCUCAAACAUAUUUUACUAAGUUAUUUUCAUCCUUUCUCCUUAUACUAAAAUCAAUAUUAACAAGGGUGGAAUACUUGCUAACCAGGAGAUUAUUUAAAAGGUAAAAUAGAUAAAUUAUGUUUAACAUGAUUUACUUAUACUUGCUCAAAAACUCUUUCAUAAAUCUGCUUCCAUUCACAACAAUUAUGAAACUUGGUGUCCCAGCCAUCACGCAGUAUCUGGAAGAGAAGACCAUAAUUAGGUAAAAAGGUUAUAAUCAUAUACUGAAAAUUGAAAAAUCACAUUAUGCAUGCAUGUGUGUAACUACUUAGAUCCUAUGGAGAGUACACCUUAGAUUACAUUAGUUAGGUGAUUACAUGUUACAAAUAUGUAUAAGUAUGGCUGAAAUGGGUUAUGUAGUACUUAUAUCAGGUACUCCCUUCUCAAUGAAUCUCUGCCUAAUAGGAAAAUAGCUAAAUUUGAAAAAAAAAGAAAUGUCGCAAAUAGAUUUUCUUAACACUUAAAUAAAAAAAUCAGUAAGUGCAUGAAUUUACCUGAAAUGUUUUUUCUGCAUAACAUAAAAGCAAUGUAUUGUAUUUCUUUUGUGCCAAUUUCUUUAAAAUGUUCUACACAUUAAAAUUAUUUACAAUAAAAAACUAAAACUUAA
Molecule: messenger RNA, 3111 nt
Organism: Portunus trituberculatus (swimming crab)
Lineage: Eukaryota; Metazoa; Arthropoda; Malacostraca; Decapoda; Portunidae
Product: UDP-GalNAc:beta-1,3-N-acetylgalactosaminyltransferase 2-like
Exons: 7
Coding region: 193-1641 (482 amino acids)
Cellular component (GO): membrane
Molecular function (GO): hexosyltransferase activity
Source: RefSeq, a predicted model, not a curated record